UAAGGAUGUCCCUUUUCCCUUUUCUUCCCUCUUCCUCUCGUUUCUGUACUUUGUCUCUAUAAGCAACCUAACCUAAAACUGUGAAGACGCCAUUUUUUUUUAAUUACUUAAAUAACUUCAUUUUUUUUCCUUUUAUUUUUAUUUUCCCCUCCAAAAAAUUCAUAAAAUCAUCUUUUAUAACAUUCAGAUUUACCAUUAAACCAAAGCAGGAAUCUGUUCAACCAGUCAAUCUACCAAUUUAUUCUUCUCGAAACUAAGUUGGAGAUGGCAGUGGAGGCUUGUUCGAACCAAAAACUUAUUCCUGACGAUAGUGAUGAUGAAGAUAUGCCUUUAGUUUUUAGUAGAAGAAAAACAAAUCAAGUUAGCUCAGAAUUAAAGAAUUCUUCAUCAUCAUCAUCAGGGAGAACGGAUAAGCAGUCAGGGAAGCCAGGGUCUGAUGCUCGAACCUUGAAUGAUCGAAGUUCUAGCACUUUGAAGGGAAAGAUGGUUUCAUCUUCGAAGCCAUCAUCAUCAAAGCCGACUAUUGGAACUCAAAAAUCUCCACUUCCAUCCUCAAAGCCCCUAAAAUCACCUCCUUCAUCAACUAGGCCUUCUCCAUCUCCACAUCCUUCAUCAACUAGACCAUCUCCAUCACCACCACCUUCAUCUAAAAGACCUUCUCCAUCUCCACCACCAUCGUCAACUAGACCCUCUCCAUCUCCACCAUCUUCUUCAACUAGACCAUCUCCAUCACCACCACCUUCAUUGAAAAGACCUUCUGCAUCUCCACAGCCUUCAUCAACUAGACCUUCUGCAUCUCCACAGCCUUCAUCAACUAGACCUUCUGCAUCUCCACAGCCUUCGUCAACUAGACCUUCUUUAUCUCCUCCGCCACGCAGAGUACCACCCGUUAAAUCACCGUCCGUUAAUGGAGCCUCUUCAGCAAAUCACCAUCCAAAGAAUGGAGCCUCUUCAGCAAAUCACCAUCCAAAGAAGGAUAUUCCGGUUAAAGAGGAGAAGCGCACUCUUGUUGCAGUUAAAGAAGAAAAGCCUGUUAAGCAUUUUGUUGAUGACUCUGAUGAUUCCGAUGAUAAUAAGCCACUUAGGACAAGGUGUUCAAUUGGGUCACAGAAAGGAAAUUCCAAUGUCGCUGGUGUGGAAGGCAAGCCUCCAAAUGGUGAUUCUGAGGAUUCUGAGGAUGAUAAGCCGCUCAGUGCUAGGGUGGAUAAGGGGAGGGCUACUGCUGGAGCAUCUCAGGCUCAAAAGUUAAAGGCCGUGAGUGUGAAACCACCAGAUGAUUCAGAUGAUGAAAAACUUUUGUCUACUAAGUUACAGAUGAAAGGCAACAGUGGAACAACUUCUAGAAAAUAUGAUGAUUCUGAUGAAGAUAAGCCAUUGGCUUCUAAGCUACAACAAAAUGGAUCUAUCAAGAGGGAAACUCAAAGUAACAAAACGCCUGUUAGCUUAGGUAAAAGGCCUUCAGCAGACACCUCUGCUGGUCAAUCUUCUAUAAAAAAGGUGAAGCUUUCUGAUGCAUCCACCUCAGGUAAAGUUAAGCAAAUACCUAUAAAGGCAAAGGCCGAUGAUGAUGACCACAUUCCUAUAGGUCAACGGUUAAAUAAAGCUGCAUCAGCUAGUAAAUCAGUUCCAGCGAAGAAGGUUGUUAAAGUUGAUUCUUCCAAGUUGAAGAAAGUCAAUAAGAAAUCAAAGAAAAUAAUCAAGAAAUCGAGUUACUCAAAGUCUUCGAAAGAGUUACCUAGUUCAGGGGACGGGCAGAAAUGGACCACUCUAGUUCAUAGUGGUGUUAUCUUUCCUUCUCCAUACCAGCCUCAUGGGGUUAAGAUGCUGUACAAUGGUAAACCGGUUAAUCUCACACCCGAGCAGGAGGAGGUUGCAACUAUGUAUGCUGUGAUGCUUGAGACAGAUUAUAUAAAGAAAGAAAAAUUUAAUGAAAACUUCUUUAGCGAUUGGAAGAAAAUUCUUGGGAAGAACCACGUGAUUCAGGAUCUUAGCAAGUGUGAUUUUAGGCCUAUACAUGAAUGGCAUCUAAGUGAGAAGGAGAAAAAGAAACAAAUGACCUCUGAAGAAAAGAAGGAAGUAAAAGAAGAAAAAUUGAAACUCGAAGAGAAGUAUAUGUGGGCUAUCGUUGAUGGUGUCAAAGAAAAGGUGGGUAACUUUAGAGUUGAGCCUCCUGGAUUGUUUAGGGGCCGCGGCGAGCAUCCCAAGAUGGGGAAACUCAAAAAGCGUAUAUAUCCAAGAGACAUUACAAUAAAUAUAGGAAAGGACGCUCCGAUUCCAGAGUGUCCUAUCCCUGGCCAGAGCUGGAAAGAAGUAAGGCAUGACAAUACAGUUACAUGGUUAGCUUAUUGGAACGAUCCCAUAAACCCAAAAGAGUUCAAGUAUGUGUUCUUGGCAGCUAGCAGUACAUUGAAGGGGCAAAGUGACAAGGAAAAAUAUGAGAAAGCAAGGAAGUUGAAGGACUACAUUGAAGGUAUUAGAACAACAUAUACAAAUAACUUUGGGAGCAAAGAUAUGACCAGACAACAGAUAGCAGUUGCUACCUAUCUCAUUGAUAGACUUGCUCUGAGGGCGGGAAAUGAGAAGGAUGAUGAUGAAGCAGAUACUGUUGGUUGUUGUACAUUGAAAGUGGAAAAUGUAAAACCACUGGAUCCUCCUAUAUUGGAGUUUGAUUUCCUUGGUAAAGAUUCAAUCAAGUACUACAAACAAUUUGAAGCUGAUCCUGCUGUGUAUAAAGCUGUUAAGAAGUUCAGAGAAGGGAAGAGUGGCAGUGAUGAUCUCUUUGACAAGUUGGACACUAGCAAACUGAACACUCAUCUGAAAGAAUUAAUGCCUGGCCUCACUGCAAAAGUAUUUCGUACUUUUAAUGCAUCUGUCACUUUGGAUGACAUGCUUGCUAAAGGAGGGGCUGGAAGUGGAGAGGUGCCGGAGAAAAUUGCCAAUUAUCAGCAUGCAAACAAGGAGGUUGCAAUCAUUUGUAAUCAUCAACGUACAGUAUCAAAGUCUCAUUCUGCACAGAUGGAUAGACUUCAAACAAGAAUAGACGAAGCUAAGGCUGAGCUGAGUGAACUGGAGACGGAUUUGGCUCGGGCAAAGAAAGGAAAGCCGCCAUUGAAGGACAGUAAUGGAAAGCAAAAGAGAAAUUUGAGCCCUGAAGCGAUUGAGAAAAAGAUACAAUCAGCAAAGACAAAAAUAGAUAAAUACGAGCGUGACAUGAGAAGUAAAGAGGAUCUCAAAGAAAUAGCUCUGGGCACAUCAAAGAUUAACUAUCUUGAUCCUCGGAUUACAGUUGCAUGGUGCAAAAGAAAUGAAGUUCCAAUCGAGAAAAUUUUUAACAAGUCUCUGCUGGCGAAGUUCUCAUGGGCUAUGGAUUGCGAUCCCAGCUUCAGAUUUUGACAGGCCUUUUCAAAUUUCUUUCUUUGCCAUUGCAUAUGUUGGGGUCGAUACUUGCAGUUUCUAUUGGACAGGAUUACAAGUCAUAAUUCAUAUUUUUCUCCUCUGGAUUCUGGUGCUGGCAUUUGCGUCCAUGGAAAUGAGCCUUUAUCUGUCUGUCCGAGCGGCCUUUUCUAUUUUUUUCCUUUGUUUAUUCUAAGACAACGGGAAAAAACUGAGACAAUCCUCUGCAGAGUAGAUAUUUUAGAGUUGUACCGUUACUCUUAUAGAAUGUUCCAUUGCAUAAUUCAACAUUCUAAUGAAAUGUGGUCUAUUUGCAUUAGUGAAGAAGCAAGUUCAGUGGA
Molecule: messenger RNA, 3734 nt
Organism: Spinacia oleracea (spinach)
Lineage: Eukaryota; Viridiplantae; Streptophyta; Magnoliopsida; Caryophyllales; Amaranthaceae
Product: DNA topoisomerase 1 beta
Exons: 16
Coding region: 265-3393 (1042 amino acids)
Biological process (GO): DNA replication; DNA topological change; chromosome segregation
Cellular component (GO): nucleolus; chromosome
Molecular function (GO): DNA topoisomerase type I (single strand cut, ATP-independent) activity; DNA binding
Source: RefSeq, a predicted model, not a curated record